Molecule: messenger RNA, 2344 nt
Organism: Anneissia japonica
Lineage: Eukaryota; Metazoa; Echinodermata; Crinoidea; Comatulida; Comatulidae
Product: pre-mRNA-splicing factor RBM22-like
Exons: 9
Coding region: 3-1439 (478 amino acids)
Cellular component (GO): U2-type catalytic step 2 spliceosome; U2-type catalytic step 1 spliceosome; Prp19 complex
Molecular function (GO): metal ion binding; U6 snRNA binding; pre-mRNA binding
Source: RefSeq, a predicted model, not a curated record
GUAUGUUUACAUUUUUUGCCUGGCAACCAUUUGAAUUCAAGAUGGCGACAAGCAAGGGAGCGAAUACUUACAAUCGGCAAGGUUGGGAAGAUGCUGACUUUCCAAUUCUUUGUCAGACGUGCCUUGGUGAUAAUCCUUAUGUUCGAAUGAUUAAGGAGAAAUUUGGCAAGGAAUGCAAAAUUUGUGAAAGGCCGUUCACAAUAUUCCGAUGGUGUCCAGGUGCCAGAAUGAGAUUCAAGAAAACAGAGGUUUGUCAGACAUGCAGCAAAAUUAAGAAUGUUUGUCAAACAUGUCUCUUGGAUUUAGAAUAUGGGUUGCCAAUUCAGGUUCGUGAUGCAGCAUUAAAUAUUAAGGAUGAUAUGCCAAAAUCAGACGUUAAUAAGGAGUUCUACACACAAAACAUGGAAAAACAACUUGCAAAUUCUGAAGGAGCAGGAGCACUUGGUAAGGCCCAAGCCCCCAGCGACCUCUUAUUAAAAUUAGCGAGAACAACACCUUACUACAAGCGUAAUCGACCUCAUAUCUGUUCAUUCUGGGUCAAAGGAGAAUGUAAACGUGGGGAGGAGUGUCCAUACAGACAUGACAAACCUACCGACCCAGACGAUCCUCUUGCUGAUCAAAACAUCAAGGACCGUUUCUAUGGAAAUAACGAUCCAGUAGCUGAUAAGCUCCUCAAGAGGGCGUCCCAGAUGCCCAAGCUAGAGGCGCCUGAAGACAGGCUUGUUACUACUCUCUAUGUUGGAGGCCUUGGCGAUAAAGUAGCAGAGAAGGAUUUAAGAGACCACUUCUACCAAUUUGGUGAAAUACGUAAUAUUAACGUGGUCCAGAAACAGCAAUGUGCGUUUGUACAAUUCACCUCGCGUAGUGCGGCUGAGUUAGCAGCCGACCGGUCAUUCCAGAAGCUGAUUAUUAAAGGACGUCGUCUUAACAUUAAAUGGGGCAAGUCUCAGGCCCAGCAAGGCCUUAUGGGCAAAAAGGAUGAUGGAGAUAAUGAAGUCCAGUAUGAGGCUGUUCCUGGGUUACCUGGAGCUCUGCCACCGCCACCAAUAUCUGCUGAAGAAAGCAACAACUUUUUCAAUCUGAAUCAGCCUCCUCCUAUGCUUCCGCCAGUACCUCCACACAGACCUCCAGGCAGGCCCCCAGGCAUGCCACCACAAGGAAUUCCCCCAGGACAAGGACAACAGAGGGGUUUCCCUGGUCUACCUCCUCCACCAAUGCAUCACCAUGAUAUGGGUUUUCGAGGACCACCACCAAGAGGCCCGCCACCAUUUCAUCAUGGAGGACCGCCACGGCAUCCUGCACGAAUGCGAGGCCCACCUCCUCCACCUCCCCCAGGAGUUGGUCUACCUCCCCCUCCCCGUCAAGGCGUUCACUAUCCUUCACAAGAUCCGCAGCGUAUGGGGACAGCAGCAGGCGGUGGUGGAGACGCACAAAACUAGCCUCAUUUUUUUUUCUUCCCCGUCUUUAAAUUGUUUAUACUGCUUGGGUCCUGAUAUCUGUUGUUACCAUAGCUGGAAGAUGUAUAGCCAAACAUACUCUUUCAGAUCUAUUUCUAUAAUCCUUUAUCAACACUAUCAAAGUUUACACGAGAAAGUGUGAUAUGCACAUAUUUGUGUGUAAUGUUUGUGUGAUAACUGUGUGAUAUGACAUCAUCGUGUUCAUUAUGGACAAAUCACAGAUAUUGUUACAGAAAACUUGAUAGUAUAAAAAAAAUGAAACAAGCAUAGUCUGAUCAUACAUUUAUCUGACAAAUAUCUGAAAGUGUAUGCCAAGCUUAAUAAUGAUCCCAUGCCUAUGGUUUUAAAGCCCUGUCCAGACUAAUUUUAUUUGAUAAAAACAUGUGACAUGCCUAAAUAUGGUCAUGAUGACAACAUCAUGACCAUAUAUAGGCACAUCAUGACUAUAUAUGGGCAUUCAACAGUUUUUUUGUCAAAGAACAUUUGAUAGUUUGGACAGAGCCAUAUGGAUACGAAUAUGACCCAGUUACCCUUAGGUUGUUUCCUACUGUAAUGUUGUUAAUACAAGCAAUAAAAAUUAAACUGUAAAAAGAGGUAUUACUUGUAUUUUGAAAAUACAUGUUAGUUGGAAUUUAAGCUAGGCUGGAACUACUGCUUGUUGUAUUGAACCCAAAAUUGUAGUUGCCAUAGCUGGCAAGCACUAGCUUCUGUCUUGCUAACUAAUGAUAAAGAGAGAAUUGAGAAGCAGGCAAUAAGCCACUUCAGAGUUUGGACUGCAUAUGGCAGUAUUUGAGGUCAAUCGACAUUAAAUAAACAUUUAACACACACGACAUAGGACUCCAAUUUGGCGUGGCUUUUUAAAUCAUGUUAAUUUUAUGAAGCUAUUA